Molecule: messenger RNA, 1452 nt
Organism: Physella acuta
Lineage: Eukaryota; Metazoa; Mollusca; Gastropoda; Physidae
Source: RefSeq, a predicted model, not a curated record
AAAAUUGAGUACCUGAUCGUUUGCCAGCCAAUAGAAACACAGUUGAUCAGUUGGUGCGGAGAUGACAACCUAACCAAAAUUGUAUUGAAUUUCAGAUAAUUUGUUUCGGAUCUUUCAGACCAACUUUUGAAAAUGAUUAAAACUAGUGUUUUCAUUGUUUGUCUAGUUGUCGUGCGAUUUUCAGAAUGCGGCCAAAUGCAUCUAAGCUCCGGAGCUGGCGGCGAUGUGUGUGAGGGUGGGAGUAGGAUUUGUCUGGCUGGUGAUGCCACCUGCAUCAACGACAGGUGUGUCUGCAACACCGGCAAAGGAAACGGCAACUUCGCCUGCUACAUGCCCAAUGAGUUUUUCGCCGAGAUUAAGAACGACCCUAUGGCUAUCAGUUUUGCACGUGAAAGGGUUGAGGUACCGAUGCCAUGUCGUUUUUUGGUGACCCACGUAAUCACCGAAUUUAAAGAUGUUGAUGGCACCACACGUGCGGGAUCAUGCACAUUACAGGUCUUCAGCUUCAGCUUUAAAGUGAGGGGUAAGUUUUUCAUCCAGGGCUUUGACGCCGUUAUCGAAGUCACUUCCGACGUAACAUCGGAGACAGUCGGAGCCUCGUUUCGAGUAGUCGGCGAAUCGUCCUACGGAAAUCAUCAGUUCGUCAGUUGGGGAAAAGCCACGAGUGACGAGAACGCCCCCUGGGGGUCCCCACCCCUCGUGGACGCCUUCGGGCAGGAUUUGAAACUUUGGUACGACGACAACAACAACAGGGUCAAGCUAAACGUCAUGCGCUGUGGAUUUAGGCUGCGCUUCCGACCGGCGGACAUCCACGAAGGCAAAGACCAGACCCAGGUACCGGGACUUUCUAUUGGCAUCAUGACAUCCCACGCCCCCCAAUGGCUGUCGCUGGACACUGUGAUAGCACUUCCGCCAUUUGGGAAUGGCCCCACCCUCGGCCAGGUGGCCAACGAAUUGAAUUUGGCGCCAGAGGAAGCCAUGAUCGUGAGGUCCUUGCAAGGGGCGGCAGACCAGGACUUCCCUGGAGCCGCCCCUGCUUGUAUAGAUCUGAUCAACGUGGCAGCCAACCUAAUCGACGGGGCCGCCAGGAAAGAGGCCAUCGAGAUGUGCUCCUUCAUCAUCAUGUCGCCGCCUUUCCUCCGGAACUGGUCGAGACCGGACCCCACGUCCUCUCAGUCCGCCCUAGAACUGUUCCAGAUGUGCACCGAGGCCUUCUACAACAUGGACACGAACCUGUGCCUGCAAGUCAUUGCCGCGAUCGAAGCUGAUCCCGUGAAUUACGUGCAUGCGCUUCCGGAGCUGAUGGGCUUCAACUGUGUGUUCUAGGCAGCACCGCUAAAGGGUCGGAGUAGUCUCCCCGUCUUUACAGCCUAUGUGCCGGAGUGGAAAUUUUAAGUUCACGGAAAUCAUUGAUUGCCUUUAAAUGUGAUGAAUUAAAGAAAAACAUACGUU